GCAGAGAUUUAGAGAGAGAUGCUUGCAAAGUGAUCACACUCAUCACACCAUGUCAUCCCUUCUACUAUGAUUACGCUGUAGUCGCGUUAAUAAGGAAAGAAAAAAAUUAGCAUCAAUCUGAUUGCUGUUACAUCCGUAUUUAUACAAGAUGAACAUGCGUAGGAGCGCACCUAACAUUUUGAUAUGUGGUACACCUGGCGUUGGCAAGAGCUUGAUGGCGCAUUUGUUGGAGGAAGAAACUAAGCUAAAUUGGAUCGACGUCAGUAAAGUAGCUAUUGAGACUGGAUGUGUGGGCGAGUAUGACGAAGAGUUACAAUGCAGCGUAUUGGACGAGGACGCGUUACUGAAACUUAUGGAGAAUUGGAUGAGAGAAGGAGGACAAAUCGUGGACUAUCACAGUGCCGACUUGUUCCCUGUAAGUUGGUUUGACAUUGUGUUUGUGCUCAGAACAAACAAUACUAUUUUAUACGACCGUCUACAAGAAAGGGGCUAUAACAAGAAGAAAUUACAGAGUAAUGUAGAAGCUGAAAUUUUUGAAAUUGUUGUCCAAGAAGCAAAAGACUCAUUUGAGCCAGAAAUAGUGCAUGAACUAACGAACGAUACUCCAGAUGAGCUGAUAGUCAAUGUAGAUAGAAUAUGCCAGUGGGUAGAGCAAUGGAAAAUAGAUAAUAAGUAAAAGUGAGAAAAUAUAUAUUAAGUAUUUCUUAUGUAGACUUAUUUUCUCAUUAUUAAUCAGAGUAAAGGAUAUCAAUAAAUAAUAAAUGACAUAUUUUCGCAUGUAAAGUUCUCACGAUUAUGUUUAUACAAUAAAGAUUUAUACAGUAAAGAAUCAGGCCAAUGAUCGAGCAAAUUAUUAUGUAUUAGUUAACUAAUUAAAAUAUUUAUUAUUGUAUAUUGUGUAGUCGCUAAUGUAGUACUGUUAACGCAAGAUUUGAAUUUGUGCGUUUUUGAUCGGAGUGAUCCCGAUUGAUCACGGCUCGAUUGGACACCACCAAUCACAGCGACCAAGUGCCUAGG
Trachymyrmex cornetzi is the source of this 1017-nucleotide messenger RNA. RefSeq names its product adenylate kinase isoenzyme 6 (gene Ak6). Gene Ontology annotation, cellular component: nucleus; cytoplasm. NCBI's taxonomy places the organism in Eukaryota, Metazoa, Arthropoda, Insecta, Hymenoptera, Formicidae. The transcript is spliced from 3 exons. Gene Ontology annotation, molecular function: AMP kinase activity; ATP hydrolysis activity; ATP binding. The record is from RefSeq and is a predicted model, not a curated record. Bases 149 to 676 code for a protein of 175 amino acids.